UUUAUUUAUCAUAUUUAUGAAUAUUUUAUCAUGAAGUACAUAUUUGAAUUUGUUAAAUUAAUGAAUGAAUGAUACGUAUUUAUAUGCGAUGUGUAUUCAAUAUAUGCCUGUUAUAUGUACAUACAUUACUUUAUCAAAAGGAGUUUAUAUACAAAGAAUAGGUUAUAUUAUCCAUGUAUACUAUAGCAAGUUCUCUCGUAUCAACACUAAUUAGAUAUUUUCGGCAAACAAAUGCUGAAGUCAAUGAAGUUUAUAUUUCUGAAAAGCUUGGAUUAUUGUCAUAGCAAAUAUUUGGUAAUUGUCCUAGUUAACAGUAGCAAGCGUAGAUCGGGUAUACUAGAAACUUAAGAAAGAUAUUAUUCUGUACUUGUUUUCUUCUAGUUCUACUUUAAAGACAAAAUUAGAAUAUUUUAAGGAUUAUAAUUAGAGAGCGACAUCGUAACGUUUACAACGGUCGAAAACUUUCUCAGAAGAGGCAAACUUUUAAUCUUUUAAUAAAAUAUAUAUACAUCUAAUUAAGAUUUGCUGUUGAAUCAUUAAAUUUAAAAUCCAUUGCCUAUUUACUUUCUAGUAAAAAUAAAAAAACCUUGAAAAUUCCUGAUAAUUGCUCAGUCUCUUAGAUCUUCCCGUUUUCUAAACAAGGCUUUACGUAUACGUGCUUUGCUGGAUAUAUCUGGUAAUUUGAGUGUACAAAAUAUAUUUUUCCACAUUUUCAAUAUCACUUAUUCAACAGAAAUGAAAAGAAUAGCCAUAACUGGUUUUUCAGGACGGUUACCAGAAAGUUCAAAUGUUAAUGAAUUUUGGAGAAAUCUUCAGGAUGGCGUUGAUAUGGUAACUGAGGACGAGAGAAGAUGGCCUCUUGGUAUUUAUGAUUUGCCACUAAGCAAUGGAAAACUAAAAGAUAUAACUCAUUUUGAUGCUUCAUUUUUCAAUAUACAUGCAAAACAAGCAACCGCUAUGGAUCCUCAAUUAAGACUGCUUUUAGAAGUAGUGUACGAAGCUAUCAUGGACUCUGGUUUUACAAUAAAUGAAAUGAGUGGAACAAAAACAGCAGUAUAUGUUGGAUGUAUACAUUCAGACAAUCACCACAACAUAACAACUGAUGCUACCAGCAUAAAUGGAUAUGAAAUGACUGGAAAUGCAAGAACAAUGAUGGCAAAUAGAAUUUCCUAUUCUUUUAACUUCCAAGGUCCAAGUUUAGCUGUGGACACAGCUUGCAGUUCGAGUUUAGAAGCACUUAAUCUGGCAUACCAUGCUCUACUUGAUGGAUCUUGCGAAAAUGCAAUUGUAGCUGGAUCGCAUCUUCUUUUAAGACCCGAAAGUAGUGUUCAAUUUAACAAACUUCACAUGCUUUCGCCAGACGGUAGAUGUAAAUCAUUCGACGAUUCAGCAAAUGGUUACGUAAGAAGUGAAGGGAUCAUUGCGCUUUUCCUACAGAAUUAUAAAGAUGCACGACGUAUCUAUUCUUCUGUUCUUGGUUCUCUUGAUAACUGCGACGGUCAAAAAGAAUUAGGAAUUACUUUUCCCUCUGGAAAUGUUCAAUCAAAUUUAUUAAGAGAUGUCUACCGUCAAGCUAACAUCGACCCGUUGAAAGUUUCUUAUAUUGAAGCACAUGGAACAGGUACACAAGCUGGCGAUCCCCAAGAGUUAAAGGCUUUGGAUAAAGUAUUCUGUGAUAAAAGGGAAAGUCCUUUAUUGGUUGGAUCUGUCAAAAGUAAUAUGGGACACUGUGAGCCAGCGGCUGGACUAGCGAGUUUAGUUAAACUAAUAUUAGCGCAUGAACACCGUUUACUACCUGGGAACCUCAAUUAUAAACAGCCAAAUCGAAAUAUUGAAUCACUGAUUAGUGAAAGAAUUAAGGUUGUUGACCGACUAACACCAUGGGAAGGGGGAAUUGUUGGCAUAAACUCUUUUGGCUUUGGCGGUGCGAACGUUCAUUCAAUUCUCAACUUUGACGCAACAGAAGGCGUAAUAGACAAUUUAUCAGAUAGGCCUACAGUGGGUUUGGUUUGUGCUAGAACCAAAGAAGGGGUCGAAAAUCUAUUGAAUCUUUUUGAAAAUAAUACAAACAAUUUAGGUUUACAAUUUUUAUGUUACAAUCAAAGGAAAGAAUCCAGUAAUCUUUUGCCAUUCAGAGGUUUUAUUACGUUAAAUACGCCUUCAACUCUGAAAGGAAUUCAAAAGUUCACUGAACCCGAUACAAAAAGACCAAUUUAUUAUGUCUAUCCGGGAAUGGGUUGUCAAUGGGUUGGCAUGGGAAGAGAUAUGAUGACGUUUGAUUGCUUUCGCAAUUCAAUAGAAACGUGUUCAAAAGCAUUGAUGAACGUCGGAAUGGAUUUGAAGCGUCUACUUGAAAAGGGCACAGAGGAUGAUUUUAAAAAUCCUCUCAACACUUUUAUUUGUAUAACUUCCAUACAAAUUGCGCUCACUGAUUUAUUAGAAGAGUUUGGGAUCGAAGCUGAUGGGAUAAUCGGUCAUUCGGUAGGAGAGUUGGGUUGUGCCUAUGCAGAUAAGACAUUGACUGCAGAACAAACUGUGUUAUGCGCCUAUUGGAGAGGUAAGUGUAUUAAGGAUGCAAACCUUCGGCCGGGAGCAAUGGCAGCCGUAGGUUUAACUUGGGAAGACGCUAUGAAUAAGUGUCCACCAAACGUUGUACCGGCUUGCAAUAAUUCUGAAGAAACACAAACGGUAAGCGGACCUUUCGAGUGUGUCAAGGAGUUUGCUGACCAACUCAAGAAUGAGGGCUACUUUGUUAGAAUUGUUGAUAGUUCGGGUGUCGCUUUCCACUCUCCGGAACUAAUGGUUUGUUCACCUCAGUUUACUGAAAAACUUCAAAGAGUCAUUAAAGAACCAAAAAAGAGGAGUAGUAAGUGGAUUAGCACCGCAUUUCCGGAAGAAGAAUGGGAUAAUCAAGAGGCAUGCUAUUCGUCAGCAGAAUAUCAUACACAUAAUUUCACACAUCCUGUUUUAUUUAAUGCUGCCUUGAAAAUGAUACCGAAUGAUUCUAUAAUUAUUGAAAUUGGUCCACAUGGUCUACUGCAAUCAGUUAUUAAGAGAGCCUUAGGACCAAGUGCUUAUCUUACUAGCUUAAUGAAGAAGAACGAUAAAGAUAACUUGGGAUUUUUUAUGAAAAAUCUAGGAUUAUUACAUAACAUUGGAAAGAACGUUGAUACAAUGAAAUUACAGCCAAAGGUAAGACUUCCUAUUGGUCAAGGAACACCAUUAAUAUCUCCAUGUAUCCAAUGGAAUCAUGAAAUUGAGUGGCCUCUUCUUAAAACUGAUUUAAGAGGAGGAAAUUCAGUUAAGAAUAGCGGUGAAAUUGUAAUUUUAAGUGCCGAAGAAUUGGAACCCUUAAAAGAUCAUAAAAUAGACGGUCGACUCCUAUUUCCAGCAACUGGUUAUGUUGACAUUUUGUGGAAAAGAUAUGCAGGUUUGAUCGGAGUGGACAAGGAGUCGUUGUCUAUCGUUAUUAGGGACUUUCACCUUCAUCACGCUGUUUUAAUACCAGAGGAAGGCGAUUUAGAAUUUCACGUUCGAAUAUCUGCCAGUAGUGGAGUGUUUGAGAUAAAUGAAAGUGAAAGUUUAGUUGUAAAUGGACAAAUAGAUAAAUAUCAUGCACCAAAAGCAAGUUUUCGUAGAGAAGGAAAUAAUUUACAAUUAUCAGAUGAUGACGAGAAAUUUCAACUAACUAAAGAAGAUAUUUAUAAAGAAUUACGUGUGAGAGGUUACGACUACGGUCCAAAUUUUCAAUUAGUUACAUCAUCAACCUUAAACGGAUAUACGGGAAAGAUAUUAUGGCAAAAUAGUUGGAUAACAUUUCUCGAUUCAAUGUUACAAGUACAUGCUUUAAGCUCUGUUAAUCGCUCACUAAAACUACCAACAAGAAUACGACGACUGGUUAUAAACACUGAUAAUUUAGCUUUCAUCAAUAAUGAAGAAAUCAACUUUACUUUUGAUCCAUUAACAAACACCUGCAUUGCCGGAGGAGUACGAUUAAUUGGUUUGCAGCUAAAUGUCUCUCCAAGAAAGUUCGAUAACCAGCAAAAUGUAUUACAGAAAUAUGAAUUUGUUGAAUUUAAGAAGACUGUUGAAGUACAUUCUCAACUUCUAUUUUAUUUAAAUAGUUGUAUUAGUAUGUUAGAAGGAUAUAGUACUAAUGCAAAUAGAGAUAAUGGCAGGAACGUGACACAAGAUUAUGAAUACAAACAAGAGAGUAAAUCAAAGAGGAAAAUGUCGACAAUAAAUAUACAUUAUCGCCGACAAUCGAUUUCUAAAGAAGAGAAUAUUGAAACUUUGAAACAAACAAUUCGAUUGUUUAUUGAUAAAAAAGCUAUACCCUCAAGAGAUACUUUAAUUAAAAGCUUAUCAGAUGACAAACUAAUAAACAAUCUUAUGGGAGAAAGACAAUUUAAAGCGGCUUUGGACGUAAUAUUUCUUAACAAGCCUACUAACAGAUUAAGAUUAUUAUAUUAUAUUACUGAAUCACCGUUUAACUGGACAUUUAUUCAAAGGAUUAAGAACACUCUGAAGCAGUAUGCUACUCAUCAAUUUGAGGAGAUUUAUUCUGGAUGCGAAAAAGCCGAUGAAACUUCUAAAAAUAGUUUUGCGCAAGUCGGAUGGUCAAAAGAUCCUAAGAGUUUAGAUAUUGUUCUAGUAAAGGACUAUUUAACUUGCAAUUAUGACUUGAAAGCUAUUUGGGAAGUACUUAAAGACGACGGAUUUCUUUUCCUUCACGAAACAACAACCAAACAUUCCAUUUUAAAUAAUUUAAAAAGUAUCUUAUCAAUACCAACUAAUGGUAAAUCGUUUAAAAGCUUAAACUAUAGUGAAAUAAUAAGUAAAUUGGAAUCUGCCGGAUGGAAAAUAAUUAUCGAAAGAUAUGAUAAUAUCUUUUCUUCAUUUAUGGUUUGUAAAAAAAAACUUCCCUAUGUACCAAGACCAAUUAUCAUACCAUGCAAUGAUUAUGAACAAUUUGAGUGGGUGGACAAGUUAAAAUCCGCUAUGGAGGAAACAAAUAAAGAUAAGAAUACUAGAGUAUGGUUAAUAGCCGAUAAAGAUAAUAGAAAUGGUAUUGUGGGUUUUUUGAAUAGCCUUAGACAGGAACCAGAUGGUGAUAAAGUGAGGUGCUUAUUCAACGCAAACCUUGAAGACGAAUUAAUUCCUGAGUGUUACCUACCUGGUGGUGAUAAGUUUACUGAAUUAUUAGCGAAAGAUUUGGUCUUUAAUAUCUUUCGUAAUGGAACUUUGGGUUGUUUUUGUCACUUUCACAUUGAAGAUGUCACUUCUUGUACUGAUCUUGAAAAUGCCUAUGCAACUGCAUUUCUUCGGGGGGAUUUAUCAACUUUACAAUGGGUUCAAUCUAAACCACGACCUCAUCAAUGUCCUGAAAAAAAGAUGGUUUAUACUCACUACGCUUCACUAAAUUUCCGAGACGUUAUGUUAGCGACCGGUCGCCUAAGUUUAGACGCAAUUCCAGGUGCGCAACAAGAUGAUGACCAAUUUCUCGGUAUUGAAUAUUCUGGAAUUGAUGAAUCGGGUAAAAGGGUAAUUGGUCUUAUUGAUUUUGGAGGUUUAGCAACGAACAUUCAGAUUGAUAAGCGAUAUUCAUGGCAAGUACCCGAUAAUUGGAAUUUAAAGGAUGCAGCAACAAUUCCAGUUGCUUAUGCUACUGCAUAUUACGCACUAGUUGUUAGAGCAAGAAUUAAGUUUGGCGAAAAAAUCCUGAUUCAAUCGGCGACGAGUGCUGUUGGUCAAGCCGCUAUUCAAAUUGCUAAAUCGUUCAAUUCUAUAAUAUAUACAACUGUUGGUACGGAAGAAAAACUUCAGUUUUUAAUGGAUAAUUUCAAGAUACCUAGAGAGAGAAUUUCCCAUUCUAGAACUACACAGUUUGUUGAUGACAUAUUACAAGAAACAAAUGGAAAAGGGGUCGAUAUCCUGCUCAAUUCAUUAAGUGAAGAAAAAUUACAAGCAGGAAUUGACAUUUUAGCAAAAAAUGGUAGAUUUCUGGAGAUUGGAAAAUUUGAUCUUUCUCAGAAUCAUAAACUGGGAAUGUCGGCAUUUCUAAAGAAUAUAUCGUUUCACGGUAUAGUUUUGGAGAACCUAUUCGAAGAUUAUAGCAUUUGGCAAGAAGUUUGGCAACUUGUAAAGACAGGAUUAGAGACUAAUAUUGUUAAACCACUUCCCACUUAUGUAUUCUCAAAGAAUAAGUUAGAAGAGGCCUUUAGAUUCAUGGCUGAAGGAAAACAUAUUGGAAAAAUAUUAAUAAAGCUAAGAACUGAAUCUAAAUACUCAAUAUUUCAAAGACUCUGCAUGAAAGACAAAAAUUUUCCACCAGAAAGUGUUCUAGUGCAAGGGUACAAAAAGACUUAUUGUAACCCAAACAAAUCAUAUAUAAUAACUGGCGGAUUGGGUGGUUUAGGUCUAGAGCUGGCUGGAUUUCUUAUUCAAAGAGGAGCCACUCGUAUAAUACUCACAUCAAGAUCAGGUAUAAAGAAUGGAUAUCAAGCCAAGCUAGUAAAACACUGGCAGAAAAAUGGAUGUAAUAUCAUUAUCUUAAAGGAAAACAUUGCUUCAUUAGACGAAUCGAAAGUUAUCUUUCAACAAGCAAAGUCUCUUGGACCGAUUGGUGGCAUUUUUCAUUUGGCAGCCGUUCUUAGAGAUGGUAUCUUUAGUGGUCAGAGUGCAGAAUCGUUUAAAGCAGUUGCAGAGACAAAGAUUAAAGGAACCUUAAAUUUGGACACGCUAUCAAGAGCAGAAUGCCGAAAUUCGCUAGAUUGGUUUGUUGUUUUUUCAUCUGCAGCAAGUGGAUAUGGUAAUGCAGGACAAACGAAUUAUGCAUACGCAAAUUCAUUCAUGGAACGUAUCUGUGAGAAGAGGAGAAAAGAUGGUUUUCCUGCUGUAGGAAUACAAUGGGGCUUUAUGGGAGACGUUGGUAUAGUUGUUAACAAUCUCUCGGGAAACGAGUGGUACAUGACUGGAAUUGGCGUACAAAGAGUAGCAUCUUAUUUAAAUACAUUGGACAAUAUUCUUUUAAAUAAUUGGGAGAUAUUAAGUAGUAUUGUACCAGUUAAACAACGCAAUUCCUCAAAUAAUGACGAAAAUGAAGAUAGAGUUCACGUAGCAAUUUCGGCAAUCUAUAGUGUUCUCGGUAAUAAUUUAUUUACUUUAAAUUGUCUGAAUUCUUCAACUGUAAACUCUAUAUUUAUAUAAAAUCUAGGUAUCGAUGAAGAUAAUAUGACAAUAGACGAAGACGUUGCACUAAUAGAUAUGGGAUUGGACUCUUUGAUGACAACAGAAAUAAGGCAAAUAUUGGGACGCCGAUUCGAUGUUCAAUUGACGGUAGCAGAGGUUCAAAGCUUGAAUAUAAAGAAAAUAACACAACUUUUAUCAAAAAAGUGAAAGUUAACAAAAUCAAUUACAAAAUUAUUAAUUAUUAACAAAUGGACUAAACUUUGAUGGUAAUUUUGAUAAGAGAAAUGAACUAAUGACUAAGUGACGCUUGUUUUACCUUCGAGUAGAAAACAAUAAUAAACUAUAACAAUAGUAUUUAUGUCAUCAAUGAUUUGCGUGUGACUCAAAAUUUUAUGCAAACCAUUUUAGUACUUUCUGAAAUCAGCCAUAAUACAUUGAAAUUCUAUAGGUUUUAUGGAAAA
Messenger RNA from Dimorphilus gyrociliatus, 7652 nucleotides. The record is from the annotation of a GenBank genome assembly. NCBI's taxonomy places the organism in Eukaryota, Metazoa, Annelida, Polychaeta, Dinophilidae.